This is a messenger RNA of Cataglyphis hispanica, 2620 nucleotides long. Its product is annotated as ubiquitin-conjugating enzyme E2 N. The transcript has 3 exons. NCBI's taxonomy places the organism in Eukaryota, Metazoa, Arthropoda, Insecta, Hymenoptera, Formicidae. The record is from RefSeq and is a predicted model, not a curated record. Bases 612 to 1067 code for a protein of 151 amino acids.
CGAUCUCCAGACGAUUGACGAAUAAAAAAACAUAGCAGGCGAUAAAAGCGGUGAUUGUGACGAUUCUAUGCGUCUCGAGAUCGCAUUUGAUUCGCGCGCGAGUGGCAAGUGGUAAGUCCGAGUGAUCGACUGAACUGACUGAUUGACAGACGGACGGACAGGCGAUCAGCAGCGCCAUUAGCAGCGCGAUAAGAUGAAGCGGCUGUGAAGGGGCCCACUGCGAUCAGCAAACUGACCAACCACCGUAGCCGCGCGAUACACGUUCACGCCGCGGGUGGAAAUUAAAUUAGCGCUCUCCUCCGAUCGAGUUGUACGUUCACGCCGCGGGUAACGCAUCCCGUGGUUCCCACCGGCCGGUUUUCCCUCCGAGAGAUCGGCUGCGAGGCCGACGACAGCCGACGACGACGACGACGGCGGCGGCGGUGGCGGUGACGGCUGGCUCGUGUGAACGCUAGUAUAAACGCGGUGGUAUUACUGUUGGAAAAUCGACGUCGACGAGGAGGACGUCCCGAGGUUCCCCGGGAAGAACGACGAGAAGCGGCUGCUGGACGACUCGCGCGAGAGAAAAACGCGACUACGGAUUUACAGAGAGACCCAUCUUUGCAUAAACAAUGGCAGCGUUACCACGGAGGAUUAUUAAAGAAACUCAAAGAUUAAUGCAAGAACCAGUUCCUGGUAUCAGUGCUGUACCAGAUGAUACAAAUGCUAGGUAUUUUCAUGUAAUAGUAACGGGACCUGAGGAUUCGCCGUUCGAAGGCGGACUGUUUAAACUUGAAUUGUUCCUACCUGAGGAUUAUCCAAUGUCCGCACCUAAAGUUAGAUUCAUUACAAAAAUAUAUCAUCCAAAUAUAGACAGAUUGGGCAGGAUUUGUCUGGAUAUUCUUAAGGACAAGUGGAGUCCGGCACUUCAAAUCAGAACAGUUUUGCUGUCCAUACAAGCGCUUUUAAGCGCGCCGAAUCCCGAUGAUCCUUUGGCAAAUGAUGUAGCUGAACUUUGGAAGGUCAAUGAAAGCGAAGCGAUACGUAAUGCCAAAGAAUGGACUCGAAGAUACGCUAUGGACAACUGAUCUCAGCCUUGUCAGAUCGCCCACGACAAAGCAAAGCGACGUUAUUCCUACCUUUCCCAGACUUUUGAUCACCAUACCCGCACCAACUGCGUAUCCGGCACCUGUGUCCACAAUUUUGCUAUAAAAAUAAUAAAAGUUUUGUAAGAGUAAAACAGAAUGAAUAUUUUCUAUAUUAUGGGGGAAACGCGAAGCACUGUUGAAUUUAUUCAAUCGCUCAUUGAAGAAUAUCUUCGUAAAUAUCUUCUUACAUUGAAGUGUUGCGAAUCUCUCUUUCUACAAGAAAAGAGGGAACAAAAGUUUCCCGUUGUGAGAAUACGUGAUGAGAUAUGUUACAUAUAAAUUUAAAAUUGUAUUAAGCAAAAAUAUGCUAUAUACAUUGCUAAAUCUUACAUUGCUAUUUUUUGUGCAAUUUGCAAUUUAUCCUUUUUUUUUUCUUCCUAAUGUACAUUAUUUAAAAGUGGAAUUGAAAAGUUUAUGUUAUUCAACAUAUGAAUUCUCUUUUUAAAACAAAUUUGUAUAUAUUAACUGGUUAUAUAUGUAUAUUUUUCUCUCUCUGUCUAGUACAUUUUAGAUUUAAGUAUUACUGCAUAUUUAAAAUAUGGAGAGAGAGAAUGGCACAAGAUUAAUGAAUAUAAAAUUAUAUGUGUAAUGUAGUUAUUAUUUAUCACAUGUCUUAUAGAUAAUAUAUUAAAGAAACUACAAACGUUUUUUCAAUCUAUAUAAACUUGAACAUUUAAUUAUUUUAUUUGAAGAUGUAUAGUAGAAUACUAUAAAACAUUCAAGUUUUCAAAAUAUAAAAAUAUAAUAAAAAAUAUAUUCCAAAUAUCUUUGAUUUUUGCUCAGAGAAGUUUGGCUAUAAGUGAAUAUAAAUCAUUUAUUAUUAUGUUAGUACUAAUUGCCAAUUAUAAUUAUUUAUGUGUAAAUAUAAGUAAGAAGAGUAGAAAGUCUUGUGUAUCUUACAAUAAAUAAAUUCUACUUAUCGAGAUGCGAAUACACAUAAUAUAAAAUUUCUGCAUAGGAAAAAUAAAAUUAAUUAUUUUAUGAGGAAUGCUUGCAUGAAUCACAGUGUAAAAUAUAUAAAAAAAAGAUAUGCAUAAGUACUUUCUAUUUAAUGAGUAAAAUUAGCAAAUUUUAAUGAGAAUAUGUGCGAAAAAUAUCUAAAUUGAUUAGGUUACAUAUAAUUAAAUAAAUAGCGAUAAAAAAUAGAAAAAUACAAUAUCUGUAACAAAAUGUAUGGCAAAAAUAGUACAUAUAUUGAUAGAAAUCUAUAUUUAAUAUAUCCUCACAUAAUAUGAAUGCAUUGGCUCAAUAAAAUAUGAUAUAAAUAAUAUCAGUUUAUCUGAUAUACGCGUUAUGCUGCGAAAAAUUGAAGAAAAAUAUAUAACCAGUUAAUAUAUAAAUAUCUUAUGAAAAAGGAAAGCUAUAAGCUAUAUCUGAGAAUAUCGCCUUUUUUUAGUAAGUAUUAGAACAGGGAGAUUCUAUAAUUUAAGGACACGGGGAUAGAUUAAAACAAUUGUAGAUAAUCUGCAAUAAUAAAGAGAUUAUUAUUAAGA